AUGGCUACUCGCUUUGAAAAGAGGCUCAUCUCUCCCGGCAACGGAGUUGAUUAUCCCAAAGUCGGCGAUGAAGUGACGAUUGAAUACACUGGCUGGCUCUAUGAUCCCACCAACCCCGGCAACGGAAACAAAGGCACACAAUUCGAUUCUUCCGUCGGACGUGGUGAUUUCAAGACUCAAAUCGGCGUCGGCAGGGUCAUUCCAGCAGGUUGGGAUACUGGCGUGCCGCAAAUGUCUUUGGGCGAGAAAGCUACUUUGAUCAUUCCAGGGUGA
Molecule: messenger RNA, 273 nt
Organism: Capronia coronata CBS 617.96
Lineage: Eukaryota; Fungi; Ascomycota; Eurotiomycetes; Chaetothyriales; Herpotrichiellaceae
Product: peptidylprolyl isomerase
Exons: 3
Coding region: 1-273 (90 amino acids)
Molecular function (GO): peptidyl-prolyl cis-trans isomerase activity
Source: RefSeq, a predicted model, not a curated record